UUUCUUUUUCUUUUUGCUGCUCCGGCGCUCGACUCUCUCCUUCGGUCCUUCUUUGCUGCUCCCGCUGCCAUUGCCGUCGAACGCCGCGCGGAUCGCUGCGUUCUCCACCGCGAUCGCCGCCUCUGACUGUUGAUGACCAUGAUGACCCCGCCCCCUCUCGAUCAGGAGGACGAGGAGAUGCUUGUCCCCCACUCUGAUUUCACCGAAGGUCCCCAGCCUAUGGAGGUGGCUCAACCAGAGGCUGCUAGCAUUGCAGAGAAUCAGCAGGUGGAUGAUCCUCCCACAUCCAAAUUCACCUGGGCUAUUGAGAAUUUCUCCAGAUUGAACGUAAAGAAGCACUAUUCUGAAACUUUCGUUGUUGGGGGCUAUAAAUGGCGGAUCCUUAUAUUCCCCAAGGGAAACAAUGUAGACCACUUGUCUAUGUACCUGGAUGUUGCUGAUUCGCCGGCCCUGCCAUAUGGGUGGAGUAGAUAUGCACAAUUCAGUUUGUCUGUUGUCAAUCAAAUCCAUAACAAGUAUACAGUCAGAAAAGAAACUCAACACCAAUUCAAUGCUCGUGAAAGUGAUUGGGGUUUCACAUCAUUUAUGCCUCUUUCUGAACUUUAUGACCCAAAUAGAGGAUACCUUAUUAAUGACGCAUGCAUAGUUGAAGCUGAGGUUGCGGUUCGUAGGGUUGUUGAUUAUUGGUCUUAUGACUCAAAAAAAGAAACAGGCUAUGUUGGUCUAAAGAAUCAAGGAGCUACAUGUUACAUGAAUUCUCUUCUCCAAACCCUUUAUCAUAUUCCGUACUUCAGAAAAGCUGUAUACCACAUGCCGACAACUGAGAAUGAUAUGCCAUCCUGGAGCAUUCCUUUGGCCCUGCAAAGCCUUUUUUACAAACUUCAAUAUAGCGAUAAUAGUGUUGCUACAAAAGAGCUGACAAAAUCUUUUGGAUGGGAUACGUAUGAUUCAUUCAUGCAGCAUGACGUGCAAGAGCUUAACAGAGUUCUUUGUGAAAAGUUAGAAGAUAAGAUGAAGGGAACUGUUGUGGAGGGUACCAUACAGCAGUUAUUUGAAGGCCACCAUAUGAACUACCUUGAGUGUAUUAAUGUGGACUAUAAGUCUAGCAGAAAAGAAUCAUUUUAUGAUCUUCAACUUGAUGUUAAAGGCUGUCAAGAUGUUUAUGCUUCUUUUGAUAAGUAUGUUGAAGUUGAGCGACUUGAAGGGGAUAACAAAUAUCAGGCCGAACAAUAUGGUCUACAGGAGGCAAAGAAAGGUGUUCUCUUCAUUGACUUCCCACCUGUUUUGCAACUCCAGCUGAAACGGUUUGAAUAUGAUUUCAUGAGGGAUGCUAUGGUAAAGAUAAAUGAUCGAUACGAGUUCCCUUUGCAAUUAGAUCUGGAUAGAGAUAAUGGAAAAUACCUUUCUCCAGAUGCAGACAGGAGCGUGCGCAAUUUAUAUAUGCUUCACAGUGUCCUUGUUCACAGUGGUGGGGUCCAUGGAGGGCACUAUUAUGCUUUUAUUCGGCCUACUUUGUCAGAGCAGUGCUUUGGGGGGUUUUUCAGGUAUAAAUUUGAUGAUGAAAGGGUAACCAAAGAAGAUCCGAAGAGAGCGUUGGACGAACAGUAUGGUGGUGAGGAAGAGUUGCCUCAGGCAAACCCUGGGUUCAAUAAUACUCCUUUUAAGUUUACAAAGUAUUCAAAUGCAUAUAUGCUUGUUUAUAUACGAGAGAGUGACAAGGACAAAAUAAUUUGCAAUGUGGAUGAGAAGGACAUUGCUGAACAUCUAAGAAUAAGAUUAAAGAAAGAACAAGAAGAGAAAGAACACAAGAAAAAGGAAAAGGCAGAGGCACAUCUUUACACCAUCAUAAAGGUUGCUCGAGAUGAGGAUUUAGCUGACCAGAUUGGAAAGGAUAUCUAUUUUGACCUUGUGGACCAUGAUAAGGUCCGCAGCUUCCGUAUCCAGAAACAGUUGCCAUUCACACUUUUCAAGGAAGAGGUAGCAAAAGAAUUCCGCAUCCCUGUGCAAUUUCAGCGUUUUUGGCUAUGGGCUAAGCGUCAAAACCACACUUAUCGUCCCAAUCGGCCUUUAACUGCCCAAGAGGAAGCACAGUCAGUUGGACAACUGAGAGAGGUCUCAAACAAAGCACAUAAUGCGGAACUAAAGCUAUUCCUUGAAGUUGAGCUUGGACUGGAUUUACGUCCUCUACCUCCACCUGACAAAUCCAAAGAAGAUAUCCUGCUUUUUUUCAAAUUUUAUGACCCUGCCAAGGAAGAGUUACGGUAUGUUGGGAGGCUUUUUGUUAAAGCAUUGGGAAGGCCACUUGAAAUACUGGCGAAACUGAAUGAAAUGGCUGGUUUCCCCCCAAAUGAACAAGUUCAACUUUUUGAGGAAAUAAAGUUCGAACCAACUGUAAUGUGCGAACACAUUGACGUCAAAUUUACAUUUCGAUCUAGCCAGCUUGAAGAUGGCGAUAUCAUUUGUUAUCAGAAAAAUCCCUAUGUAAUGAGUGAUGUUCGGCAUAGGUAUCAGGAUAUUCCAACUUUCCUAGAAUAUGUGAACAACCGGCAGGUUGUUCAUUUUCGGUUAUUGGAGAAACCGAAGGAAGAUGACUUUUGCUUAGAGUUGUCUAAGGUUUUCACAUAUGAUGACGUGGUGGAUAGAGUUGCUCGCCACCUUGGUUUGGAUGAUCCUUCCAAAAUUCGCCUUACUUCCCAUAAUUGCUACUCUCAACAGCCAAAACCCCAACCAAUUAAGUACCGUGGUGUAGAACAUCUUUCUGAUAUGUUGGUCCACUACAACCAGACUUCUGAUAUACUGUAUUAUGAGGUUUUGGACAUUCCUCUUCCAGAAUUGCAAGGAUUAAAAACUCUUAAAGUUGUAUUCAAUCACGCCACAAAGGAUGAGGUGGUGAUUCACAGUAUUAGACUCCCAAAAAAUAGUACUGUGGGCGAUGUAAUCAGUAACCUAAAAACCAAGGUUGAGCUCUCCCAUCCCAAUGCAGAACUGCGAUUGAUUGAAGUCUUCUAUCACAAAAUUUACAAGAUCUUUCCACAUAAUGAAAAGAUAGAAAAUAUAAACGACCAAUAUUGGACUUUACGAGCGGAGGAGAUUCCUGAGGAAGAGAAAAACCUUGAUCCCCGUGAUCGCUUGAUUCAUGUGUACCAUUUCAUGAAAGAUGCGAAUCAAAAUCAGAUGCAGAUUCAGAACUUUGGUGAUCCUUUCUUCUUGGUUCUUCAUGAAGAUGAGACUUUAGCUGAGGUAAAAGGGCGUAUUCAGAAGAAACUGCAGGUUCCAGAUGAGGAGUUCUCUAAGUGGAAGUUUGCAUUUUGUUCACAUGGUCGGCCUGAAUACCUUGAAGAUGCCGAUAUCGUCUCCACUCGCUUUCAGAGAAGAGAUGUGUAUGGUGCUUGGGAGCAAUACCUGGGACUUGAGCAUGCUGAUACUGCUCCAAAAAGGUCUUACACAGUCAAUCAGAACCGCCAUACAUACGAGAAACCUGUUAAAAUCUACAACUAAAUGGAUGGCGAAACCUGUUCCCCUCACAAUCAUGAGAUUUCUGAAACAAGAGUGAACAGGAAAUCGAUGUUCUCAAAACAACAUCCUGUUUAGAUUCAGCAGGGUCAUAAUCUUUGUUGUUCGGGUAUAUAAUCAAAUUUCAAUGCUGACUAGGGAGAGGUCCGGGAUGGUGUUGAGGUUUCCCCACCAAUGCUGUUUCUCAGUUUUCCCUUAUGCUGGUUCUCUGAUAAAGGCUCCUCCAUUAGAAUAGUGGAUCACCUCAACCUUCAUUUCCAGUGUAAUUUAGAUGGUAUAUAAAAAAAAAGUUUUUGGAAUAGGUGUUGUAUACAGGUUAUAUAGUUGAAGCUUGUUCGGAAUUUUUUUGUUUUUGUUUUUGUUUUUGUUUUGUGGGUUUUUUUCUUACCAGUUUGUUUUGCCUAGUUGGUUCAAAAGUGGGGCUGUAUAAUAUAUGGUCAUUGGUGCUGGGGAUUGCUGAGUUAUGACAUUGUCAUAUUUCUUCA
This is a messenger RNA of Dioscorea cayenensis subsp. rotundata (Guinea yam), 3998 nucleotides long. RefSeq names its product ubiquitin carboxyl-terminal hydrolase 12-like. The coding region runs from base 133 to 3498 and encodes 1121 amino acids. Gene Ontology annotation, cellular component: nucleus; cytosol. Gene Ontology annotation, biological process: regulation of protein stability; protein deubiquitination. The transcript has 32 exons. The record is from RefSeq and is a predicted model, not a curated record. Gene Ontology annotation, molecular function: protein binding; cysteine-type endopeptidase activity; cysteine-type deubiquitinase activity. Lineage: Eukaryota; Viridiplantae; Streptophyta; Magnoliopsida; Dioscoreales; Dioscoreaceae.